Molecule: messenger RNA, 1050 nt
Organism: Amoebophrya sp. A25
Lineage: Eukaryota; Dinophyceae; Syndiniales; Amoebophryaceae
Source: the annotation of a GenBank genome assembly
AUGCGAGUUUCCAGUAUCAUUGCCUCUUGCGCUGUCGGCGUUGUCGGCGUCGUAGGCACCGAGGUGCAAAAUGCCGAUGAAGCCCUUGCUCAGGCCUACAACAGCCUGAUGUCAUCGUUCCCUGUCGAAGAUUAUAAGACACAAGCUGAGGCGAUCUCGUUCUUGGCGACGUCGCCGGCUUUCCAGGCGAAGAUGGCGGCGAUGCCGCACUGCGACUUUGGUGCUGAAGAAGGUGCCGCCAUGAAAGGCGUCACUGCGUACCCAGGCGGAAUCGUUGCACGCCUGUUCGGCUCAGACCUGAGUUCAUUGGUCGCGAAGAUGGCACCGCAGGGUCGCGGGGCGGCGGAAGUCUUGGCUGCCAACGGCCUGGCCACUGGCGCAGGCCUCGUUCAAAGCGCGAUGUCAGCAUUGCUAAACGUCGCUCCUCCGCUCAUUGGUGCACCGGUCUGGAUCAAUCAGCCACUCCCGUGCAUGCCUUUGGCAACUGCUUCGAACUGUGGUGGAAGCGUUCUCUAUCCGAUCACCGCCAGCGACUUCGCGAUGGCCGACGUCACGGACAGGCAGCUUGACGGCACUAUCGCUGACUUCCCGCGUUUUUAUCGAAGCACAGUCGGCAAGACCAGCGACGCCGCCUACAAGGCCUGUUUCGCGGCUUACAUGGGAAUGCAGUGCGCUUCCGUUUUCCCGCGCUGCGCUGUGCCGAUGGCACGCGAAGAGCCCAGUCCGGUCGGAAGGUUGCCCCUGUGCUUCACAAGCUGUUUGCUGACGAUGACCGCGUGCCCAGGAAUGUGGAUCUCGGACAUGAAGGACGAAUGCAGUAUGGUCAGUGCCCCGCCGGCCUGCUCCAUGGCUAUCUUCCAUAACUUCCAACUGCUGCCGCCGCAGUAUGAAUCAUUCGAGGAAACGCUCGGUGCUACCGCCGAAUGUCCACAAAUGCCUGCUGUCGCGUCUUCCUUGGGUCUUGGAGCUGACAGCGAUAUCUACACGGUUGGUGGCGCCUCCACAUCUGCGUACGGCAGUGGCGCGACCUCCCUACCGAAUGCGUUGUAA